This is a messenger RNA of Dermacentor silvarum, 4583 nucleotides long. RefSeq names its product hexosaminidase D. Bases 2571 to 4334 code for a protein of 587 amino acids. Gene Ontology annotation, biological process: carbohydrate metabolic process. The record is from RefSeq and is a predicted model, not a curated record. The transcript is spliced from 2 exons. Lineage: Eukaryota; Metazoa; Arthropoda; Arachnida; Ixodida; Ixodidae. Gene Ontology annotation, molecular function: hexosaminidase activity.
CUGAAUGGAGGCUCGGAAAGCUGAAAGAAAUGCGAAAGACAGUUGACAACGCCGCCUUGAAAUUCCCCCCACUAGCUCUUCAUGAUGUUCUGAAUUUUAACGACUUCUGCUCAGAGUCGGUAGGUAGUUUAUUGAUGAACAAGGAGUACAUUGCAUUCUAUAGAGUGGAAAGACAACCUAGCAAGUUUGGCAACUUUUUCUGUGCAAAAAUGAUCCAAACAUAAAAAGAAUACUUUAAUCUGUGGCCUUGCACUGAUAUACCAACUCCGCGGCUCAGAUGCAGUUUCAAAAAGGGAAAAUUUGGCCUUCAUUCUCUCCGCUAGUAAUCGCUCCUUUUCCACCAAGUAAGUGCCCAAAUGGAGUCUCAAAGAUUUCACCAGGCUAAAGGUAACUGGCUCUGCUCCUUAGUGUUCAUACUGAAUAAUUUUGUUUUAUAUUGUAUGGUUAAGAACUAAAACAACUUAAGUUCUGCAUUGUAUACGCAAAAUACUGUACACUAAGAAGAUGCACUGAAACAAGUAAGCAGCUACAAGUGUUCAUGCCAUUAUGUAUCGUGCAUGGCGACCCAGAACCCACUAUGGCCCACUCAAUGCUAGUAUUUCAAUUUCAAGACACUAUUUGCGAGACUCAGCCUUAGCACUGAGCGAAAAUGUUUGCAUACCACGAGACCUCGCAAGAGUUGGGACGUCAUUUAGUUGAGGAGACUGCAUUUACUGGAUUAAUACAACCACCAUGCUGUCACUGAAGGUUGUGAAAGAAUACUUGAUAACAAGCUACAUGUGAUGCCUGGCAAGUGCAAAAUUACAUGCUGCCUGUAGGCAUGUGGUUGAGAUGAGAAAAAUGAUGACAAGAUUUUCCAUUGGAAACAGGCAGCUGGUAUUCGCUGAAUACAGAACCGUAAGAUCAAAUUUGUAGCCAUGCACAAUGACUAAAGCUAGAUGUAUAAUUGUUUUGAGUCUUGCGUGCUGUUGGGAAUCUGCAAGUGGACAAGUUCACUUCCCUGUCGGUCUUUCCAGCGAUCCCGUAUUCAAAAUUAAGCACCAUGCAUAGUAUGUAUUGUAUAAAACUUACACGAAGCAGACACUAAAGCCAGGGAAAGCAUAAUGGAAAAUAGCCAUGAGUGGCGCUGGUAACACUUCCGAGGCCUGGGUUGAGCCAUUGGCUCACUGUUCAGUACACAUUCACAAAUAGUACUCAAGUAAGCCGAGCGGAGACCGCUUCCACUGUAUGUUUGACUCACUAGCAGCAAGUUGUAUUGCCUUCCACUUUCAUUAUUAAGCCUACAUUUAUUUUAAAAAGUUAACUACCCCUAUGCUUUCUUAGGCAUCAUAAGGUGGUUACCGACAAAAAUCGAACCCCUCGGUUACGCAUUCUUCUUGCUUCCUGUUUAAAAUGUCACGCAAAAAUUACACAUUCACUUUAGUUUCAAUGGCAAUACAAGCUAUAUCGUAGCACUACUGCACAUAUAAGUCACCCAUGCACCUAUCUAGCAUAGGUGUAAGAUUUCACUUUGCGCAGUGCAAAUAAAAAUGAUAAAACCGCAGUUUCUUAGCAAGGCCUGCUCCGCUGAGCGCCGGUGACAAGGGGCUCCCUUACAAAAGCCAGGUAUCUGACCGUGCAGCAGUUACAUGGCUUUUGUGCUGUAACUAUCGUGCCCCAAGCAAAGCCAAACAGUCUCUUACAAUAACAACUGUAACAUCGUACGGAGUACGCAAACAAUUAAAUAUAAACAAAACUGCGACGACGACAAUGGCUGUAUGGAGGCACCAGCCGAGAUCCUCUUGUCAAGAUAUUCUGUCCCAUCUGAAGCUAGUAAUAAUGCUCGGAGCCGAUUAUUUUAUUGUAUGUACAACCAGCAAUGGCUCAUACAGAUUACAGGCACGCUUUGUUUUUUGCUACACUAAAGACAGAAAUCGGCGCGACCUACGAGCAGGCGACAUUUGAGAACAGUGGCAAACUUUCACAGUGAAGUAAAUACAAGGCCGAUGUGACAGACCGUAUUAUGCGUAGUAUGACAUGUAUGACUACCACUGCGAUCUCUUAUAAGGCACCUGCACGAUGAUUCGCACGAUCCGUAGUUAGUUCGCUGAUUUUCUUGCGUGUGUCUCCAUAUGCGAUGUGGAGAUGUGGACGCUGCGGAGCUGCGGGAGAAUAUCUAUGGUGGGAGAGCGGUACUGUACAGAUAAUUUCCUAAUGCGUCACUCAUUCUAAAAUUUUGUUUUUUCUACAGUAGGUAUCAUGUCCGGUCUGUUAGCGUCCCUUAUCACCUUUGUCGAUUUCGGCGCUUAGCUUUGAUUGCUUAUGUAGGUGGCGCGCCUUUCCACUGCAGAACGUAAGCAGAAAGAAAAAGGAAGAAGUCGUUCGGACCAGAGAGUCUACGUAACACUAGAACAUUUCCAAGUUUCAUCCGCAUAUCCAUUUUUGUUCGCUUCAUUUUCGCCCCCGUUCAUUGUUUUUUUCCUAUUCCCUACCCAAACCUACCUUGAAAUCUUCACUUGUCGUUCAUCGGCAAAUCAUCGUUGUCGCCGGCAAUCAUGCAAGACGCAGGGUUGCUGCAGUGAGCGGGGGCAAUGUUAGCCACAGGGAAGCUGUGCGUGCAUCAGAUUAUUUUGGCCAUGUGGCGCAGGAAGCCCAUUCUACUUUUCGUGGUGCUGGUGGUGGUGCUGCUGGUUGUGUUAGUCCAGUAUAGCUCCCUGGGCAACCACAAUGCACGGGGCGAGUCGCUGCUGGCCUCCCCGUUCGGCAUGGCUCCUCCAGCAGCUCCCGAGCAGCAGUGGGCCGCCCAGCAGCAGCAGCAGCAGAAGUCGGCGGCCGGUGAAGCCAAGCCUUUCAAGGAGCCAGCACCUAGUGGACAGAAGAGCAAAGUUUUCAUCCCCCAGCUGCGGUUCGUCCACUUCGACCUGAAGGGGGCACCUCCCAAGGUGGCCUAUCUCAAGCAGGUCUUUCUGCUCAUCCGAGAAGCAGGUGCCAAUGGCAUCCUGUUGGAGUAUGAAGACAUGUUUCCAUAUCACGGCUCAUUAGAGCCAAUACGUGCAAAGAAUGCUUUCAAGAAGUCCGAGGUAGAAGAGAUUCUGGCUGCUGCCAAAGAAAACAACUUGGAAGUGAUCCCUCUGGUGCAGACAUUUGGACACUUGGAGUUUGUGCUUAAGCUCCCAGAGUUUAGGCAUAUACGAGAAGCUGAUGAACACCCAACAGCUCUGUGCCCUUCACGAAAUGAAAGCUUCACGGUAGUGAGUACCAUUGUAGAUCAAGUAUUGGAACUGCACCCAAAUGUCAAAUGGUUGCACAUUGGCUGUGAUGAAGUGUUCCACAUGGGUUACUGUUCACGCUGCAUGCAACGAGAUCGGGAAGAACUAUUUCUGACACAUGUUCAGCGUGUGGCGCGCCACGUAAGAGACCGCCAUGGCCGGGUACCUAUUAUCUGGGAUGACAUGCUGCGUCAGAUCAGUGCUGAAAAGUUAAAGCCACUGGGCAAGCUUGUGGAGCCCAUGGUGUGGUCCUAUGUCAAGGAUGUGUACCGGUUCAUCAGCUACAGCAACUGGGCUACCUAUAGUGAAGCAUUUGAAGCCAUCUGGGCUGCCAGUGCAUUUAAGGGUGCGUUUGGUGAGACCUUGACUGUGCCCAACGUACGCAUGCACCUGGAGAACAAUGAAGGUUGGCUUGAAGUGAUGAAUGAGCAGCACGCGAAGUUCCCUCACUUCCGCGGCAUCGUCGUGACUGGCUGGCAGCGCUAUGAUCACUUUGCAACUCUGUGUGAGCUUUUUCCCGCUGGUCUACCGUCCCUGAUACUCAACCUGCUGGUGCUCUCAAAUGGUGCAUACAGCACCGAACUGCUGUCACGGUUUCACAGCCUGCUCAAGUGUAGCCACUCGCGGUCGCCAAUGGACCUGCAAAAUGACCCUUACCUAUGGCAGAAGGGCUAUGGCUGCUUUUUCCCGGGUUCAGCAGUCUUCCGCCUGACACAGACGCAUAGCGAAGCCAUCAAGAAAGCAGACGACUACAUGCACGAUGUGACGAUAGGCAAAGCCUGGAUCACUGAGUACAAUGUUCGCCGCAACCUGACGCUGCCCAGCCGCGUGGACCAAGUGCUUGAAGAGCACUCGUCCACACUGUACACGCUCACCUCCCUCAUACAUCAAGCGCGUGACGUGCUGCGCGAAGUCUUCGAUGAGUACACUGUGGCAGAGUGGAUCGAGCAGAACAUCUAUCCAUGGGUGCUGCGCUUGGAAAAGCUGUGGAACGACGCCUUGUCCAUCAAGAAGACGCGCACUUGGCCCGUGCGGCCACUCGACCCGCUGCCCGACCUUCGCCGCUUCAACGUUGGGGGAGUCUGAUGGGACGCAGUGCUCUAGGGACUCUCAUGGGGUGUGCACGAACAAAUGUGGAGUGUGGGACUUGCUGGUUUUUUUUUUAUUAUUAUUAGUGAGUGGGUUUUUUAGAACAUCAUUUUGUUGUUGUACCUGCUAUAUGCAUCCUCACUCUUGUUGAGACACGGCCAGGACUUUCUGGUGUUCGCUGUACUGUGCUACAUAUUUAUGUUCACUGAGUGUGCAUCAAUAAAAGGCCCUUUUAAGUUAUUCACA